Penicillium odoratum is the source of this 1242-nucleotide messenger RNA. RefSeq lists its product as uncharacterized. Gene Ontology annotation, molecular function: pyridoxal phosphate binding; L-aspartate:2-oxoglutarate transaminase activity. The transcript has 2 exons. Gene Ontology annotation, cellular component: cytosol. The record is from RefSeq and is a predicted model, not a curated record. Gene Ontology annotation, biological process: L-aspartate biosynthetic process. Bases 1 to 1242 code for a protein of 413 amino acids. NCBI's taxonomy places the organism in Eukaryota, Fungi, Ascomycota, Eurotiomycetes, Eurotiales, Aspergillaceae.
AUGGAACACCAAUAUCUUGACAUCUCCAUUGCUCCCGCAGACACUGCUUUUGGUCUAAUGGCCGACUUUGAUGCAGACACUCACCCAAGUAAAGUAUCUCUUAUUGCUGGCGCAUAUCGCGAUGAAAAUGGGAAUCCCUGGGUUCUACCCAGCGUCAAAAAGGCAAUUCAACCGCAACGCAAAAAUGUCCAGGCAAAGGAACGCCUUGGCGAGACCACCCACGAAUACCUAGGCAUAGCAGGCUCCCCACUUUUCAUCAAGCUGGCACAAGAUCUCAUCUUCGGGCCUGUCGCACCUAGGCUUGACAACAUAGCAUCAGUGCAAACAGUCUCCGGUACAGGGGCAAAUCACCUCGCAGCCACAUUCCUAGCCCGCCAUCUCCGCCCAAACCACGUCUUCAUCCCUGAUCCAACAUGGAUCAAUCAUAAGGCAAUUUGGGAGAUGGCUGGAGUAGCAGUUUCAGAGUAUCCUUACUACUCUUCUGUCACGAAAGAGGUUGACAUGGUUAGGAUGCUGAAUGCGUUGGAACAGGCCGAGCCUAACGACGUCAUCAUCCUGCAAGCCUGUGCACACAACCCCACUGGAAUCGAUAUGUCAAAGUCUCAGUGGAUGCAAGUCGCCGAUUUGGUCCGGCGAAAGAACCUAUUCGUUGUCUUCGACAGUGCGUACCAAGGUUUCGCGACCGGCGAUAUCGACGGCGACGCGUGGGCAGUUCGCCAUUUCAUGGACAAUCUCCUCAAAUCCGAAACACACCCGGGUUUGUGUGUGGCGCAGUCAUUUUCGAAGAAUUUUGGACUCUAUGGCGAGCGCGUCGGUGCUUUGCAUCUGGUUGUGCCGAAGGACUUUUCGGCGCGGGGUGCGCUUAGUGAACUGACGGCGAUCGCGAGGGCGGAGUAUUCCAAUCCACCACGUUUUGGGGCAAGGAUUGUUGAAAUAAUCCUUGGGGAUGAGGAGUUGACAGCGCAGUGGAAAGUGGAUUUGGAGACGAUGAGCUCGCGAAUCUGGAGUAUGAGGCGUGAUAUGAAACAGAGACUGGAAAUAGAGACGGAGGAGGAUUGGGUACAUCUUGAGAAGCAGAUUGGAAUGUUCAGCUAUACUGGGCUGCGCAAGGAGCAGGUUUAUCGACUUCGAGAUGAGUUUCAUGUCUAUUUGUUGCCUUCGGGGAGGAUGAGUUUGUGUGGGUUAAAUGAUGGCAAUGUCCAAUACGUGGCGUAUGCCAUUGGCCAAGUCAUGAAGACCUGA